Oryzias latipes (Japanese medaka) is the source of this 10108-nucleotide messenger RNA. RefSeq names its product oxysterol binding protein 2b (gene osbp2b). Gene Ontology annotation, cellular component: cytosol; perinuclear endoplasmic reticulum; plasma membrane. The record is from RefSeq and is a predicted model, not a curated record. Gene Ontology annotation, molecular function: cholesterol binding. NCBI's taxonomy places the organism in Eukaryota, Metazoa, Chordata, Actinopteri, Beloniformes, Adrianichthyidae.
CAAUAGAUUAAAAUGUAGUGGGACUUUAAAGUGUUGGUGCAAACUUCCGUUGCUGACCAUGCUAAACCAGUGUGGUCCGAAACUUUCUAUUAGAUCUAUUUGUCAUAUUUUUUUUAACGUAUCCUCCCUGAAUUUUUAAAGGUCAUUAAUGCAUUUUAAAAAUUACUGAUAACCAGUGAAAACAUGAAAUGAAAGAUAAAUAAGUCUAAAAUUACAACAUCAAAACCCAUAUUUAGCUAAAACCCUACUGAAAUAAAAAAAAAGUCUUUAAGUGUGUUUUAAAAUCCUCAGCUUAAUCAAUAGAGUGGAGGAACAGAGGCAGAACAUUCCAGAGCUGUUGUUAUACGGUACUCGAUCUCCUCUAGUUUUAAAAGGAGUGUGAGGGGGCAACUGAAAACCUGACUGGAGGGUCUAAGACCAUGAGAAGGUUAAUAGAAUCUAAAAAGCUCAAAGAUGUAAUGUGGAGCCUGACUAUAGAGCUCUAAAAGGAAAACCUUCUCUUUUGCUGAUCUGGGUUAAAAGAAGAGCAACAUAGUUCUGCUCAGGGUAAAAAGGAAAGCUCCCUGUUGAAUGCCCCGUCAUUAAUAGUCCAUUAUAUUGUAAAAUAACUGCUUUUCUUACGGGUAAAUCUAACUUGUUGACAUCUGAGCAGGUCUGUUUUCUCCUCCACUCAUGUCUUCCUGGAAGGCCAGAUAGUGUUUACAUGGCUCCAGGCUUUGGGUCUUUGUUCAGCAUGAAAACAUUCAGUUAAAAGAACGGCUUAAAAACUAAAACUUCUCACCGAAUGUCAAGUAAUCACACUGUUCCAUCUCAGAGAAAAAGCAAAAAGUUUGAACAUUUUGUCCAACUUAAUUUUUAGAUAAACCUAAGGGAAAUAAACUUUUACAAAUGCAACUACUAACUGGAGUUUUACUUUACCUACAAACACAGUCAGCCCUUAAUGACUAAAAGCAAUCAAAAUGCUGUGUUUAAAGAAAAAAAUAAUUAUACAACUUCCAUUACAUUCUGGAAAAAUUAGCCUCUUAACAAUAAAUACAUCAAUGCACUCAAAAAGUCAAGACUGCUUGGAUCAGAUGCAACAGGAUCCACUCGUCUUUUUUCCAUAUUGACUCUAAUAUUUUUCUUUUUAAGAAUAAUAAAUAUUAACUUGCAUUCAAUGGAACUGCUUUGUCAAAAUUUAAAAGAAUCCCUGUUAAUCUUUCCAUUUCAAAGCAAAAAUUAGCUUUGACCAACACUCAGUAUUUACACCCUAAAAAAAGUUGUAUUUAUUUAUUGUCUGCGUUUUUUGGUUCACUUUUUGGGCUCUCAGACUAAAGUAACUUGGUGUUGUAUUUUUUCAUUGUCCAUAUAAUGCAAAGAUCCUGUUUGUGUGUGUCGGACUUGGAGCGCCUGACAGAAACCGUUUUGAACAAACUGAGCAACUGAUUGUUGCUCAGGGGUUUUUUCAAUAAUUUACCAAGGUUAGCAGUGUCUUAGUCUGUAAAAUACGGAGCUUGGUGCCUUCCACAAUGUUAAAAAACCAAACAAAAAUUCAAAAUCUAACUACUAACCUCUCUGAGGCUUAGCUCUCCUGAACUCCAUCUUUUCCUCCUUUUCCAAUUUCAGUUAUAUUUUAAACUGACUUUUCUUUGCAGCUUUAAUGUUCUAAAUACUAUUUCCUAACCUAAUAGGGUAAACCAAGCUUGUAGUGUUUGGGAAGAUUACAGGGCAUUAAAACUUUGAGUGUUACUGGAGCUCCCGUAUCAGUGCUCCUGGCUCUGUCUUAGUAGACCAGGCAGCACAUGUUUUCUUAAGAGUAACCAGAUAGUGUCAUUUUAAGUGCUCACCAGAUGUUUGGCCCCAUCCAUGGCUCCUUGAAGGGAUAUGUCGUGGUGUUAAAGCUUAACUCUAUGAUUGAAUCGUUGAGUCAGCCAAAAUUGAAGGCAAGGUCGGCCCCGGCUCAGUAAGGUUCACUUUGGCCUGAUUCCACUCUUGUAGCCUGACAUGUCAGCCAAGUGACUGGAAGAGGCUCCUGUGAUCUAAUCUUGCUAAUGGUCUCUUUGUUGUUCUAAGCACCAGACUGCAGACUGCAUGCCAAUGUCACUCAGUUGGUGUGGCUGACCUGACACUAUUGGUGUUUCACUGUGAAGCUGAGAGCAGUGGAUGGAUGUUCAAGACGGCAGGAAGCCAUGUUCUCAUCAUCUCAUUGUUUCAUUUUAUCAGCAGGUCAUGCCAAGCCGUCGCUGUAGUGGUAUCACUGCCUUGGUUUUCUUUUGUCCUGUUUCUAUCUGUUUUUGGCAUGUCUAUCAGCAUGCCUCAGGCUCCUUCCCUCCAUGUUGUGAUAUGACAGCCUCCUGCCCAUAGACUGUAAAAGGCAAUGGAUGAAUUCAGGUGUGACAUCACCGAUAGAAAAUGCCUGACCUCCGGCUCUCGCUAAAUCCCUCAUCAUUGCUUCUUGAUACAGGCACCACCAUAUGAAAUCAGUUGACAGUGAUUGUCUACUAUGGCAAUGGCAAAAGUAGUUGUCAUACGAUGACUCAGCGCAACUCGGACCAAUCACUGUUGACUGGUUUCAAUAUGGCGGCCGCCGUAAAGCGAAGCAAUGGUACUUCCUAUUUGGGAACACCAGGAGGGAGGGGCUGAGCUGUCCAUUGUUUUUACAGUCGAUGCUUCUGCCACAACAAAACCUGUUGGAACUCUGUUCUUCUUUACUUCUCUUGGCCGUGUUUGGUGGUGUGUGCUCUGUUGUUCACCGGGUGCUGUUUUUAUCGUUACAUGCUCCAGAUCGGUGGAUUUGUGUUUUAUCAGGAUGUGUGCACAGGGCACUGACAGGUAAACUCUGCAACGUUUUCUUGAUGCAGUCGGAGAUCUGAAACUUCUGUCACAUCUUCAGCUCCACCCGCCCUUCUACACCCUCCCCUCUACUUGUCCCAUAAAGCUCCUGUAGCCUUUAUCUUUCUCUCCCAGCUUCUGGACUAUGUAGUUUCAUGGCCUUUGCAUGGCCUCGCUUCCCUACAGGGCAGAAGUGAUCUGCAUGGAUCUCCUCUUACUCGUCGGCAGCACAUUCGGUUUGCUGACCCACUUACAUUCAGGACUCUUCAGCUGAGCUCAGCUGAGUGAGCCUGGAAACUGGCUGCUCUCUGCACUGCUUUGCAUGACCCCAGUGUAAUGUUGUAUGCACAACCGAUGUUCACCAAGUGCCAACAGAGGAGGAGUACACUGUUCUGCUUGUUCUCCUCUGACUCUAGAACAAGACCCGAAUUCAGUCAAACAAGCAGUAUGAAGAAAGUUUCUGCAUGAGAGUAUUCCUGCUGCCUUUCAGCCUGAAGAGGCUAUAGGCAUUCCUGUGAAUGUCAACUGAAAUUGAAGACACAAGCAGAGAUGGCCCACACGUGUCGUGGAACAAUAAACUUGGCCACAGCGCACAUCGACACAGAGGACGCAUGCAACAUCGUCCUGAGCAGCGGAGGCCGCACUUACCACCUGAAGGCCAGCACCGAGGUGGAGCGGCAGAGAUGGGUGACGGCGUUGGAGUUGGCCAAAGCUAAAGCCAUCCGCAUGAUGAAUGAUCAGUCUGAUGACUCAGGAGACGAGGAGCCCACAUCCCAGUCGGACCGCAGUGAGCUACAGGGUACGCUAAAGUUACUUGUCAGCAAGCUUGAUGACCUCAGCACAUGUAAUGACCUCAUCGCCAAGCAUGGAGCAGCCCUGCAACGUUCCCUGACUGAACUUGAAGGCCUCAAAGUCACCAUUGAAGGUGGAGAAAAGAUCAAGGCUGUCAACGAGCGAGCCACCCUCUUCCGCAUCACUUCCAAUGCAAUGAUCAAUGCAUGUCGAGACUUCUUGGACCUAGCUGAGACUCACAGCAGGAGAUGGCAGCGUGCACUCCAGUAUGAGAGAGAGCAGCGUACCCACUUAGAGGAAACCAUUGAGCAGCUUGCCAAACAACAUAACAGCCUGGAGCGGGCGUGGAGGGAAGCACCCACGCUUGCUUCAAGCUCACCCAGUGCCCCCACCACAAACAAGGGAGGUGAAAGGUCAAACAAAGAAGAGGCGAGUGAUGAAGAUGAGGAUACGGAGUACUUUGAUGCCAUGGAGGAUUCCCCUGCAUUCAUCACAGUGACUGCCAGUGAGAGCAGCCAGCACAGGCGAUCUCAGAGUAACUUGAGUGGCGCGAGUGGAGGACAAGCCUAUGAGUGGAACCAGGACGACAAUAUGUCUCCAAGCUGCAAUGAUGUAUCAGGAAAGGAGCUGCAACCCCGCAGAGAGAGACGAACUCGUGUCCCAGACAAGCCCAAUUACUCCUUGAACUUGUGGAGCAUCAUGAAGAACUGCAUUGGCAAGGAGCUCUCCAAAAUCCCAAUGCCUGUAAACUUUAACGAGCCUUUGUCGAUGCUGCAACGUCUCACUGAGGACUUGGAGUAUCAUGAACUCUUAGACAAGGCAGCCCGCUGUGAGUCUUCUUUGGAGCAGAUGUGCCUGGUCGCUGCCUUUUCUGUCUCCUCCUACUCCACCACUGUCCAUCGGACUGCCAAGCCCUUCAACCCCCUUCUGGGUGAGACCUAUGAGCUCGAUCGCCUGGAGGAGUUUGGCUACCGGUCACUGUGUGAGCAGGUGAGCCAUCACCCCCCUGCAGCUGCUCAUCAUGUGAUUUCCCAAAGAGGCUGGACCUUGUGGCAGGAAAUCACUAUAGCCAGCAAGUUUCGGGGGAAAUACCUCUCCAUUAUGCCUCUGGGUACCAUCCACCUGCAGUUUCACUCCAGUGGGAACCACUAUGUGUGGAGGAAGGUCACCUCCACUGUGCACAACAUCAUUGUAGGAAAGUUAUGGAUUGAUCAGUCAGGAGACAUUGAGAUUGUAAAUCACAGGACCAAGGAGGCCUGCCAGCUCAAGUUCUCUCCUUACAGCUACUUCUCCAGGGAUGUUCCUCGAAAGGUGACGGGGGUUGUGGCAGACAGUUCAGGCCAGGCGCAUUACAUCCUCUCCGGCACGUGGGAUGACAAAAUGGAAAGCGCCAAAAUCCUUCAAAGCAGUCGAGGGGGCAGCGGAUCAGAAGGAAAGCAAAAGACUGUCUAUCAAACUCUGUCCCCAAAAUUGCUGUGGAAGAAAUACCCUCUACCAGAAAAUGCGGAAAACAUGUACUACUUCUCAUCUCUGGCUCUGACCCUGAAUGAGCCAGAAGAAGGAGUUGCAGUGACCGACAGCCGGCUGAGACCUGACCAGAGGCUGAUGGAGGACGGAAGAUGGGAUGAAGCAAACGCUGAAAAGCAGAGGCUAGAAGAGAAACAAAGAGCUGUGAGGAGGAGGCGGGAAGCAGAGGCCUCCGAGGCUUUGGAUGAAGAGUGUGAGUAUGACUCUGGUAGAGAAUAUGAAGGAUACCAACCACUGUGGUUCCACCAGAGGCGGGACUCGCUCACCGGAGAGACGAGCUUCGUGUAUAAGGGAGGAUACUGGGAGACAAAGGAAAGUCAGGACUGGAAUAUCUGUCCUGACAUCUUUUAACUGGAGGAACUCAUCUCAAAUCCCCCUCUACGGGACGGGGAACCGCUCAGCCUUUGGUCCUCAGGCAGUGGGGCGUAGCUGGCUUAUGAGCACCACAUGGACCUUCCUGAGAAAGAGAAUGUGCGGAUUUCCUACAUUCUCUGAUCACUCUGUACCUCCAAAUGUACAAUCUCAUUCUUUUGAUUCUAUUAUGAGGACAGACAGGGUGGGAAGUCCUCUUUGAUGCUUUAAAGAUAUAUGAGAAGAUGAAGGAAUGCCACAGAUGAAGGUACCUGAAUGUUCCUGGAAUCUGCAAACAAUGCCCACUAAGCACUUUAGUGAGUUUACCAAACAAAGUUUAACUUCUUGAUGGAAUUCCAUAUUGAAAAACACAUGAUUAGAUUGACAAAAUCAUAAAGAGGCACUUAAAAACACAAAGCCUUGAUGCAAAGGUCAGUAAUUCUGUGCUUUCCAGAAAAGCUCCUUGUAUUUUAUUUAGCGCAAUUAAAAAUGAUGAAUGAGCUUUGUUCAAAUUGAUACAAUCAAACCUAAUCUUUCCCUUUUUGGCUGCUUAAAAUGUGCCUAAUAGAAGAGGCGUUAUGUGUGUAAAUAUCACAAAAUUAGAUAUCAUUUACAUUGCAGAGAAGAAAAGAGUUUAAAAAAAAAAGAUCAAUUCUGUCAAAAAGAAUUUAAAAAAUAUGAGCAUGUAUAUAAUAAUGAAGGACGCUGACAAUAAUACAGGUCUUUAUUUGAAAUGUGCAGUCUAGGGAAACCAGUCUGACCUGCCUGAACUGUGAUUACUUGAAAUCUCCACAGCUAAUACAAAUGAUUUUCAGGUAUGCACUAGUCAAAAACGUUAUAUUUUGGUGUAGUUGGACCCCCUAUUAACGAAAAUUCAGUCUUACCUGCUGUGAAAAUCAACUCCUCUGGAUAAACAGGGAAGAUUUCUGAUUGGAAAGAGAGCAGCAACUCAAAAAUAAUACUUGUUUUCUACCUAAAACUACCACAUAAAAACCCAAAUAUGAAGACAUUUGACUCAGACAAAUGCUAUAGUUUAUGUACCACGUUAAAAAAAUGGUCCUGCACUCUAUACACAACAGCAAUGGUGACUUAGACUUCACUCAACCUGAGUAGGACUGGAGUCUUAACGGACUUAAAAAUAGAAUUGAAGGACCUGAAUUUUGGAGUUUGUGAGUUGUUUCUAUUGGUUUCUCUUUAUUCUAACUUCAGACUUUGCUGUCUAACGAAGAAAGCCUUUUCUUUGAUUUCUUUUGUUUGGUUCUGCAGAAACACCAAAUGUGCCAUUCCGUGUUUCUGCUGGUUGUGUUCAAGUAGCAUAAAGAAAAAUUGUGACACUAAAAUUCUCCUUUGACUUGGACUUGCAAAAAGUGACUUUUGUACAUCUCUGGUGUUUAACUCCAUAAUUGUCUAAACUGCCAUUCAACGACAGCUAGGAUGUUUAAUAAAUUCAAAAAAGGACAGUAACGUUUGAGAAAACUUCUAAAAAAAAAGUGAUAUUCUUCUGUGGCAUCCAUUUACUCUGACUAGAAGUUUAUCCUUCAUAGUUGGUCCUCAAUAUUUUAAUUAUUGCAGCAGCUGAGAGAUCGAGUAAUUGUGAAAACUUUCACACAAUCCCACUUCCAAAACAUGAGAAACCUCUCUUUGGGAAUAUUAGUUCAAUAUCCGGACUCUCUUCUGUAAUUGUGUUUGAAAUAUCUGAUGCCUUGAAACUUCUGUGAGUUUAAUGCACUAAACAUACUUGAGAUAUUUCUCCAUUUGUAAUUUUAUAAAUACACAGUAGUAGUCCUGAACUUCCAGGGAAUGUGCAGCAUUCAAGCACUAACAUAACCACCCAUCAAAAACAAGAGGCAGCAUUUUUCAGCUCAGUUAACCAGUACUUAGUAAAAAUCACUAACAUGUAGAAAACCAGCUCCAUCUGUGCUUAAACCAUACCUUGUUCUUUUGUGCUCUGACACAGUUUGACUGAUCCGUCUCAGUGAGUGAACAGUAUCAUCUAGCACUAUCUAAGAUCUGCAUUUCUAGUAUUUAAAUUGUCUUUCUGGAUAAAAAACAAACAACAAAGCCCUUGGGUGGAUUCAGCUAAUGGGAGGUUGUAGAUGCUGACAGGGCUGGUUCCUGAGGCUUUCCAGCAGGCAGCCGGGCAGCUGCAGCUGCAGCUGUAGCCACAGGCUCGGCUGCUCCAGACCCACCAUUCACAAGGAUGCUGAUCUGGGAUCAGCCUACAGAGGUACCACGAGUCUUUUUUGCCUUCAACUGACUGAAUAAGGGAACACAUCCCCUUACCUGUGCACUACGAGAAUACAUUACAGAGUUUUCAGAACCAGUUAGUAUUUUUUUUUUGUAAUUAUUGUUGGGAAUGUAGAAAUCGUGGCUGGAGGUACCAGCCAUCUAGUCUAUUUGUGUGAAUAUUUUGUGAUAAAACAAUAUUGUAUAUUAAGAAAUAAUUAUACUAAUCUAAGUCAGAAGUUAUCUGUACAGAAAGACUGAAGCUUGCUGUCAUUAAACGUUUGAUUUGUUUCUGUGAUCUUGGACGUUAACCCUGCUGCACCUGUGAUUUCGCCAAAAAUUCUCUUCAACCCACAAAAAGUAAUUUUUAUUGAUUGAUGCUCACUCACUAAAAACAAAGGUGGUGUCUUCUGAUGCGCAUGAUGAUGUGAAAAUGCUCUCAAGUUGCUUUCAGAAGCUGAAUGUGUCUAUGAUUGAUGCUGAAAGUGAUUUUAAGUUUGAUCUGUGAUCUGAUGGUUAACUGAUUGAUGACUGAUUACUUUUUUGUUUUUGAUCAAAUUAUAUUUCUUGAAUGUGUUUAGAUUAAAUGUUCAAAAAAUUUAACACCAUUUUUUGUUUUGUUUUUUGCUUCAAAAAAAGUAAAAAAAAAAACAAUGUAAUCUUGUCUAAAAGAAAUAUUUCAACAGAGUUUGAUUUUAUUUUUAUUCUGCAACAGAGAGAAGCAAGAAAAGCAGCUUAGUUAAAAUUGACUACUUAAGCGAGACUCUCUGUAUACGUUUAUGGUUAUCUUUAUUAAUUUAAAAGAUGUUUUCCUCUACAAUAGCCCAAUUGUAGUCUCUGUAUGGAGGAUUUCAUCAAAAUUUCCUCUCAUAUGUUGGUCCAUUAUUGAAAUAAAGUUAAUAAUAGAUUAUUUCGAAGCUUACAGGACAAUUUGGCCCCGUUAAAAUUAUUUGAAAUUAUCAAUUUUAGUUUCUGUUCAUUAUCAAACAGCAGUCAGAUAUAUUUAGCUUAAAGUCCAUCUCGUGGUUUUUCUGCUUUCACUCAUUUUUCUCACAUUUGAAAAAGCUGCAUUCAUCUUAACACGGCAAGCUCAAAAAAAAAAUGUAAAGGUUUUUUUAAUACCUGUGUAAGUAAAUCACUUAUCACUAACCACAAACUCUCCAUAUCAGAACCAGCAAUCGUGCGUGUUGUCUCAAAAAAUAAAGUUUUUCUUCAUGAAUGAAGAAACUUUUUAAAAAAAAACACCACAGAUGUUCAUUUUUAGAGACAUUUUUAAAAUUACCCUCAUAAAUAACCAUUUGUGGUAUAAAUCAGAAAAAAAUUAGCUAAAAUGUUGAAUUAUUCCUUCCCUUUAAUUUCACUUGUUUGUUCCUCCUCUCGACUCAGACACUCCCAUUUCUAUGAGGUUCCAUUUGUGCCAAAAAUAUCACAAAUGGAACCUCAUACAUUUCCACCCAUGGAUAGAGCUUUGUGUGCACAUUUUCCUCAUGUCGAUGGUGUCCUUUGCACCCUCGGACACUUCUGCAGCAACAGUUUCUCCUAUGCCAUCUUUCAAGUUCUCAUUGCUCAAUUACGUCUGCUCUGUUGUCGAGUCCUGACAUCUGAAGGAACACAGGUUACAGGUGUGCUGUGAGGAAAUUCAACGUUUAAUCUGUUGUUUUUGUAUUUUAGAUGCACUUCAGAGUUUAAUAUAUUGUGUUAGAGAUGAAUUUAUAUUUAAGAAAACAUGAUAUACUAUAUUUUAACUAAGAUAGACAUUUUACUAAAGCACUGCUUUUGAAUUAGCAUAUUUCUACAUACCAUGACCUGUUUACAGCUGCUGUUACUUCAAACUGAGCCCUUGCCUGCCACAGAACAUGAGGAGAGAAAAACAACCAAAGUGAAAAAGGAGGGUAAACAUUUAGCUUUACGUUUUGAUGUUUUUAAAUCUCUUCUUUUUUCUUUUCUUAUUUUUUUAUCAUGAGUGCCAUUUUUUGCUGUUGGUGUGCAUAAUGGUUUAUGUGUGGCACACGUUUCCUCUUUACUCCAUGCUGCUCUCAGUUUUAUUACUGAAAGAGACCGAUAAAGAUGUGGAUGAUUGUUUUUUUUGCCUCUAAUCUAAGCCCUACUUCUUAUGACCUGUGACUUUGUGAUAAAACGGUGGUGGUGAUCAUGAUCUGUAUAGUGAUGAAAGGUAUCAGUAACAGUUAAAACAGUGGCCUGGAACAGAUGAAAGCGACUGACCUGCCUUCAUUCUUACUUUCCACAGGUGUGUUCAGGUCAAACUACAAAUUUAAUUGAAGUGUUUCUAUUUUUUUUCUUUUUUAUUGUGUAAUUUUCCCUUUAUUUUCACUCCUUAUAAAUUGUCUUUAAACAAGUCAACAAUAAUAAAAAGAAGAAAAUAAAGUUGUCUUUGUCUGCA